AAUAUUAAAAAAAAAAUAUGAAGUUAAUUAUAUUUACAAUUAUAUGUAUAUUUAUGGUAACAACAUGUUUCGCACAGACUCAACCAGCCAAUACAAUCAACGCAUUUAAUAACACCUCAAUGCCUGCUAAUUUUUCCAGUAUAACAAAUGCAACGAUUGUCCAUAAUACCGCAACAAAUCAAACAUACUUAUUGCUACCAGCAAAUGAUGCCAAUUUCACUGCCUUACAACAACAAUUUGGCAAUAAUACUCCACAAUUUAUCCAAAAUAACACAGUGAUUUUAAUUCCAUUUAAUGUAACACAACAUCCAAAUAUUAGCGAACAAUUCCCAUCGGUGGUGAAUCGAACCUAUAUCCUGAAUAUGACAUCGUACGAUCAACGGCCAAAUCAAUCUACGAUGCCUGGAAACACAAAUAAUCCAGGAAUGCCAUCAGUUCCAUCACCACCGAUGUAUCCACCACGAGGAGAUACUGGAAAUACACAAGGAAAUUAUGGAUUUGUUGUUCCAACAGGAAAUAAUCCAACAUCGAAUCAUCCAAAUAAUCCGAAUAUUCCAAGUAGUAAUAUGCCACCAAAAAAUACACCAAAUAGCAAUAUUCAACAUAUCAAUAAUCCAGGACAACAACCGAAUCAUCCAAAUAGUAAUUCGGGACAUCAACCAAAUACAACUUCCCAAAAUAAAAAUUCUGGUACAAAUUUAAAAUCUUCGUUAAUUUAUAUUGUGAUUUUGGAAAUCUUUAUUGGUUAUUUAUUAUUCUAAGUAUGUCGAAAACGAAUAAAAACGAUCUUAAUUUUUUGGAAUUUUUAACCGCACUCUAUCAUGUAAAUAGCCUCAAAGGUCUUGGAAAAUGGAUAAAAUAGUUUUCGGUAAAGUUUUGCUAAAUGUGAAAUUUUAAUUU
Molecule: messenger RNA, 900 nt
Organism: Chrysoperla carnea
Lineage: Eukaryota; Metazoa; Arthropoda; Insecta; Neuroptera; Chrysopidae
Exons: 2
Coding region: 18-761 (247 amino acids)
Source: RefSeq, a predicted model, not a curated record